AUGGAAGUGGCAGCGAAAAUAAGCUUGCUACAUAAAUACUUUUAUUUCCUUCUUAUUUCAUCAAACGUUCUGCACCAUUUGCCCUACUAUUCCGCCACACAAUGUUGCACCUCAGCGCACAACAUCACUUGGUCCUACCCUACCCGGCUAAACAAUUUGAGUCAUCUCCUUACCGAUCCGACACCAGCCACAGCCAAUGAACUUGAAACGGAGACUCCUUUUGCCUCACGCCUUGGGCUAUCUGGCAGCAAUAUCUAUUCAUCUCCUACCAGCACGAGGCGGAAAACAAAAAUGACUCGCCGAAUCCCGCGCCAAUCUGACGACCACAUACCAUUAGUUGCUGCACUCGGUGACAGCCCGUCUGAACAAGUCAGCAUACAUGUGUUCGAUUUCCCCCAAAUGCGACGGUUUACUGACCGUCUAGUCACCCUUGAGGAUACAAUGGGAGAAUGCCUCCUUAAGACCAGCGAUCGAGGUGCCGAUUGGGCCAACUUUGGAGACCCGGAACUUGGUGGAUUUGGCUACCGGCCAACAGACAGUGGAAGAGACUCUUUGCCGUUUAUCGCAGUUGAUCGUAGUGCCGGCGACCCUUGUUUGAAAAUUGAUCCUACCGAAUUGUUGUCAACUGGCGACGGCGUGUUAAUUGACUGGGAGCGCCUGGAGGGCAUCGACCUGGGUUCUAUAUGGCACCAGUUUCGUGUGGCCCUGGAGAACGAGAGUUUGUACAGUGGGGACAGUAGAAGCAUCGCCGCAGAUACCUACUCUUCACUGGGACGAGAAAGCACCGAAAAGAAUGCUGCCUGGGGAAGAGCUGCCAGACGAGAGGGAAACUUUGGUACAAUUAGUUGGUUAAGUUUAGGCCCUGUCCACGGCUCUACUGGAUCUGCACUCAAGACGGGAGAAAUUGGCCCCAAAAACAAUUUGCGCUCUGAAGCGACUCUUACACAUAACAUU
Messenger RNA from Protopolystoma xenopodis, 954 nucleotides. The record is from the annotation of a GenBank genome assembly. NCBI's taxonomy places the organism in Eukaryota, Metazoa, Platyhelminthes, Monogenea, Polystomatidea, Polystomatidae.